AUGGAUGCCACAGAAGGUGCUACGUCUGAUCAAGAAACUGGGCUCCCUCCUUUCAGCGAGUCGAUCCUAGCCAUCGAUGUCAAAGAUCGGAGCACCCUAGGAUGCAGCCUCUUCUCCACUGCAGACGGCACCUUGAAGAUAGGUACUGACAUGUCUAUGGCGGGCGAAGAUGUGGUCGAGCAAUUUCUCAGCUACGCGCAACCAACCACUAUUCUGGUCUCACGACGAGUCCCAGAAUCAAUCUUUGCCUUUAUUGAGAAGCAUGCUGAAAAGAGUGACAAAGAAAUUCGUUCCCGCCUGGUGUCUCCCUCUGACUUCUCACACACAUUGGCCUGUGAAGAAUUAAUGUCACUCGAUACAUCAUCUGCCAACGUGGAGAGGCAUUAUACUGAGAGCAGUAUCCAGGCUCUACAGGAAUGCGACCGCCAAGACUCUCAGUGCAUGAAGUUGGUCCGUUGCAGCUCUUCAACUGACCUUGACAACGUCACAUCCAUGGGCUGCGCAAGUGCUAUUCUCAUAUACCUACGCCGACGGCGAUCACUCGUAUCCCCGUCUAGCAAUACCAACACGGGAUAUAUGUUUGAUGUGAGAUAUAUUACGCUAUUCAAUUUGGCAGACUAUGUUUUCGUCAGUGAAGAGUCCAGACUCUCCCUACAAAUCAUCAGCCACGAAUCACAUCCAAAUAGACCCGCUUGGAGUGUCGAUUCCAAAAGUUCAGCUGAAAAGGAGAAUCUCUCUGUUUAUGGUUUAUUCCAUCCGCUGGUCUCUACACCGCAAGGUCGGACUCACUUGCGUCACAUGUUCCUUAGACCAGUGUCGAAUCUUAACAUCCUCUCCCAGAGGCAGCGAACGAUUGCACUACUCCUCCAUCCCAGUAAUGAGGAAACGACAAAACGUGCUAUUGCUAUACUACGGAAAAUGAAAAAUAUAAUCGGCGGAAUCGACCCAGUAUCUCUAGCUCUGGUAGGCGACAUGAUCAACAGAUUCAUCAACUUUGACGACGCCAAGUCCCAGAAGUAUUGUUCAGUUAGACCUGGCGUGGAUACCGAAUUGGACGCGUUAAAACGACAAUACGACGGCAUGAAUAGCUUAUUGACAGCAGUAGUCGAGCGUGUUGCUAAAGGCUUGCCAGAUUGGGCGCGUCAAUACAUCCAGUCAUGCGUUUUCUUUCCCCAGCUUGGAUUUUUAACCAUAGUUGGGCAGGAGCCUCAACUAGAAAACGACAUUUUUAAUGGCGAAAACAGAUAUUACGGGGAUAUGUAUUCUAAGAUAAGCGAUAAGGAAGUCGAGGUCAUGCAAAAGCUGGCUUCAGAUGUCAUUGUUCACGAGAAAGCACUCUUGGAAGCUGCAGACUUAUGUGGAGAAUUUGAUGCACUUCUAGCUCUUGCCAUCGGCGCUGCAAAAUAUAACUGGCAACCCCCCAAGAUGACGGACGCCAAUGUCAUUCAUAUCAAGGGUGGGUGGCACCCACUUCAAGAGCUACUGGUGCCAUCGUUUGUGCGAAAUGACUGUUUCAUUGGGGAAGAGAGUUUGACCCAUGGACAAGCGACCCAAGCCCUAGUUCUGACUGGUCCUAAUCAAUCGGGGAAAAGCGUCUAUAUCAAGCAGGUUGCCAUAAUUGUUUACCUGGCGCACAUCGGGAGCUAUGUGCCAGCCAAAGAAGCUGUGAUCGGCACUGUGGAUAAAAUAUUGACUCGGAUGCCGUCACAAGAAAGCGUUUCCCGUGUCGGGAGUGCAUUUGCUCUAGACCUCAAACAAGUCUUCCAAGCCAUGAAAUACUCUACGUCGCGGAGCCUGGUUCUUAUGGAUGAAUUCGGAAAUAGGACCGCGGCCGAUGGCGGUGCUGGAUUGUUUACAGCGAUGCUGGACUAUUUCCUUUCUCCCGCAACGGCAAUACCAAAACUAGUGGUUGCUACACACUUUUAUGAAGUGUUUUUAAACGGUUAUCUACAUGAUCAUAGCCAACUCUCGUUAAUGCACAUGGAUGUGAUGAUCAACAUUGAUGCUACUAACGCAGAGGAUAAAGUUACCUACUUGUUCCACCUAGCUACUGGGUAUAGCUCAACAGGUUUAGGAGGCCAGUGUGCAAUAUUAAAUGGAAUACCUAAGGAUAUAACUGACCGAGCUGAAAUAAUAGGGGAACUAAUAAAACAAGGUAAAAACCUAA
Molecule: messenger RNA, 2167 nt
Organism: Trichoderma atroviride IMI 206040
Lineage: Eukaryota; Fungi; Ascomycota; Sordariomycetes; Hypocreales; Hypocreaceae
Source: RefSeq, a predicted model, not a curated record